AGGAAAUGAUGGACAAUCGAAGCUUCUCUAAUCUGCCAGAAAAACUGCCUGCCUUCUCGGAUUCUGCCCACUUGCCACUGACCAGGUCCUUCUAUCUGGACCCCAUGGUCACUUUCCACCUGUACCCUGAGGCCCCGGUGCCGUCCCCUUACCCUGAAGACCUGCCAUUGCUGCCCUUUCCCAGCGAUUCCCUGAUCAUGGAGAAUUAUGGUGAACCCUGCCCCUUCUCCUUCCCAAUGCCUUAUCCAAAUUAUAGAAGGUGUGAAUACUCCUAUGGCCCGGCUUUCAUCCGCAAAAGGAAUGAGCGGGAAAGGCAGCGGGUAAAGUGUGUCAAUGAAGGCUACGCCCAGCUCCGACAUCAUCUACCAGAGGAGUACUUGGAGAAGCGACUCAGCAAAGUGGAAACCCUCAGAGCUGCCAUCAAGUAUAUUAAUUACCUGCAGUCUCUUCUGUACCCUGAUAAGGCUGAGACCAAGAAUAACCCUGGGAAAGCUUCCUCCAUAAUGGCAGUCACCAGCUGCCACACUGACCCCAUUUUUAGAAUCAUUUGACUCAGUGUUUCUGAAAAGAAACAAAUAAUUUCACAAAACGGUUUUAUUACAGCAUCAUUCACUAGUUUUUCCUAAACGUAACUUCUGCACAGGGAGGUAACAGCUCCAAUGUCCAGCUUUGCUGGGUGUUUCCAACCAGGGUUCGGGUGUACUAAAUGUGAUCUUAUGGGGAUUGAGAAGAUGCAUCUUAAGCUUUGGUGAUUUCUUUCAAGAACUUUAGAGGAGCAGGGGUCCCCAGGAUUCUCUAUACCCCUCACCUUGCCCUUCUCACACACUUGGCCAGGGGCUCAGCUGAGAAGCCCUCACAAAAGUAUUGUAAAGUCUGACCAAUGAGUAGUCAAUGCUUGUAACACCCUCUGCAAACACU
Molecule: messenger RNA, 918 nt
Organism: Ailuropoda melanoleuca (giant panda)
Lineage: Eukaryota; Metazoa; Chordata; Mammalia; Carnivora; Ursidae
Gene: ASCL3
Product: achaete-scute family bHLH transcription factor 3
Exons: 1
Coding region: 6-551 (181 amino acids)
Biological process (GO): regulation of transcription by RNA polymerase II; developmental process
Molecular function (GO): DNA-binding transcription factor activity, RNA polymerase II-specific; RNA polymerase II transcription regulatory region sequence-specific DNA binding; protein dimerization activity
Source: RefSeq, a predicted model, not a curated record